Messenger RNA from Phaethon lepturus (White-tailed tropicbird), 876 nucleotides. RefSeq names its product guanylate cyclase activator 1B (retina) (gene GUCA1B). The record is from RefSeq and is a predicted model, not a curated record. Bases 104 to 700 code for a protein of 198 amino acids. Gene Ontology annotation, molecular function: calcium ion binding; calcium sensitive guanylate cyclase activator activity. Gene Ontology annotation, cellular component: photoreceptor inner segment; cone photoreceptor outer segment. The transcript is spliced from 4 exons. Lineage: Eukaryota; Metazoa; Chordata; Aves; Phaethontiformes; Phaethontidae. Gene Ontology annotation, biological process: visual perception.
AAAGCAACUAAAGGUGAUAAAAGAACUAACACAAGCAAAGGACUUUGGCAGGGUUUUCCUUUUGUUCUUUCUUCUUUUUUUUGAUCUUGGUUUAGGGAGCAAAAUGGGACAGAACUUCACCAACGCCGAAGGGGAGCAAGCAGAUAUUGAUGUUGCUGAAUUGCAGGAAUGGUAUAAGAAAUUCGUGGUUGAAUGUCCCAGUGGGACCCUCUUCAUGCAUGAAUUCAAGCAGUUCUUUGGGGUCCAGGAUAACCAUGAAGCAGCACAGUAUGUUGAAAGCAUGUUCAGAGCUUUUGAUAAGAAUGGGGAUAAUACCAUUGAUUUUCUGGAAUAUGUAGCUGCCUUGAAUCUUGUUUUACGAGGAAAACUGGAACACAAGCUGAGGUGGACAUUCAAAGUAUAUGACAAGGAUGGGAAUGGCUGCAUAGAUAAACCUGAGCUGCUGGAAAUUGUUGAGUCUAUCUACAAGCUGAAGAAAGUGUGUUGGUCGGAGGUGGAGGAGAGGACUCCGUUGCUCACACCAGAGGAGGUUGUGGACAGAAUAUUUCAGUUAGUGGAUGAAAAUGGGGAUGGGCAGUUGUCGCUUGAUGAGUUCAUUGAUGGGGCCAGGAGAGACAAGUGGGUGAUGAAGAUGUUGCAGAUGGAUGUAAACCCUGGGGGAUGGAUCUCUGAGCAGAGGAGAAAGAGUGCUUUGUUCUGAGAGAAUUCAGUUUUGAUGCAGCUGAAAAUGUGAUGCUGACUACAACUGUGGCUCUCUUACUCCAGGGUGGUCGUGGCUUUCCUUCUUAAUACAAUCUCAGCAUCCGCAUGAAAACUUCAGUGGUUUAAGAAGCCAUAUCUCAAUCUAAAACCCAUGUGCUGCGUACUGCUGGUACC